Cottoperca gobio is the source of this 5814-nucleotide messenger RNA. It is a transcript of the gene abcg4a, whose product is annotated as ATP-binding cassette, sub-family G (WHITE), member 4a. The record is from RefSeq and is a predicted model, not a curated record. Gene Ontology annotation, molecular function: ATP hydrolysis activity; ATP binding; ABC-type sterol transporter activity. Gene Ontology annotation, cellular component: plasma membrane. The transcript has 16 exons. Bases 529 to 2448 code for a protein of 639 amino acids. Gene Ontology annotation, biological process: cholesterol efflux; transmembrane transport; cholesterol homeostasis. Lineage: Eukaryota; Metazoa; Chordata; Actinopteri; Perciformes; Bovichtidae.
CUUAUACAUGAGGUCAGGAUGAGGAUUACAUGAAAACGAUCAAAACCAAAACAAUAUUUUUUUCCUCCAGUAGCAUCCUGCCAGCAACCAGCAACGCCCUGUAUCCUAGACCGGCGUGCGUACCACACAGACGCACAAACCGGUAAAAGGAUAACGGCGGCUGCUACAUCGAGCUGCUGUUUCCGAAGCAUCUGCAGCGCUGUUCGGCUCUUUUUUUGCUUCAUCCCAAAUACCAGAGACUAUAGAUUGUCAUCAACACUACUGCUGAGGAUGUGUGAGAGUAUUUCGAUGCGAGUUCGGAUCGGAUGGAUUCAAUGAAAGGAAUAAUCCUACCGAGGAGGAAAAACAUGACAGGAAUCCUGUUCCCCUGACGAUUCUCGGGACUGUCUGGGGGACCUUUUGGUGUAGAGGGAUUGUGCCGUUUUGUCUGAAGGGAUCAACUGAGCACUGUUGCUCUCACCCAGAGAGGAGAACCAGCAGCUGGAGCUGCUUACCUGUCAUUUCAACACACAAUAAGAACCCAACAGCAUGGCAGAGAGGACAGUGGAGCAGGUCUCCGUCAGCAUCCCCAUGGAGGAGACCAAACUCCACACUGGAGCGCCUCCGGAGGCCCCACUGCUCACCCACUUAAAGAAAGUGGAGAACCACAUCACUGAGGCUCAGCGCUUCUCCCACCUCCCACGCCGCUCUGCUGUGGACCUGGAGUUCAAUGAGCUCUCGUACACCAUCCGCGAGGGCCCCUGGUGGAGGAGGAGAGGUUACAAAGCCCUCCUCAAGUGUCUGUCGGGAAGAUUCAGAAACAAGGAGCUGAUUGGCAUCAUGGGGCCUUCUGGAGCCGGGAAAUCCACUCUGAUGAAUAUCCUGGCGGGCUACAGGGAGACGGGCAUGAAGGGCCAGAUCCUGGUGAAUGGUCGACCGAGGGACCUGAGGACCUUCAGGAAGAUGUCGUGCUACAUCAUGCAGGAUGACAUGCUGCUGCCGCAUCUCACUGUGCGGGAGGCCAUGAUGGUUUCUGCCAAUCUGAAACUGAAUGAGAGCAUGCAGGUCAAAAAAGAACUUGUGGAUGAGAUCCUGACUGCUCUGGGUCUUCAGGAGUGUGCUCAGACACGCACCAACUCUAUCUCCGGGGGCCAGUGUAAAAGGCUGGCCAUCGCCCUGGAGCUGGUCAACAAUCCUCCCGUCAUGUUCUUUGAUGAGCCCACCAGUGGUCUGGACAGCUCGUCCUGCUUCCAGGUGGUUUCCAUCAUGAAGUCUCUGGCUCUGGGAGGGCGGACAAUCAUCUGCACCAUUCAUCAGCCCAGUGCCAAGCUCUUUGAGAUGUUUGAUAAGCUGUACAUCCUCAGUCAGGGUCAGUGCAUAUACAAGGGCACAGUCCCUUACCUCAUCCCUUAUCUGAAGAACCUGGGCCUCCACUGCCCGACAUAUCACAAUCCUGCUGACUUCAUCAUUGAGGUGGCGUCAGGGGAGUAUGGGGAUCUGAAUUCAGUGCUGUUUGAGGCAGUCCAGGGUGGACUGUGCUCCGAGGAGGGCAAGAAGAACAAGAAUGACUCUUCCUGUCCCUCUCAAUGUCCCAGUGAGACAGGAACCCUGGAGAAACAUAGCUUUGCCACCAGUACAUUCACACAGUUCUGCAUCCUCUUCAAAAGAACCUUCAUUACAAUAUGCAGGGACAUGGUGCUGACCCACCUCAGGGUGAUGUCCCAUAUUUGUGUUGGAGUGCUGAUUGGCCUGCUUUAUCUCAAGAUUGGAAAUGAUGCCAGCAAGGUCUUCAACAACACGGGCUUCCUCUUUUUCUCCAUGUUGUUCCUCAUGUUUGCUGCCCUGAUGCCCACCAUCCUAACCUUUCCUCUGGAGAUGUCCGUGUUUAUGAGGGAACAUCUCAACUACUGGUACAGCCUGAAGGCCUAUUAUUUGGCCAAAACCAUGGCUGACAUACCGUUCCAGGUGCUUUGUCCAAUCUUGUACUGUAGUAUAGUGUACUGGAUGACUGAACAGCCUCCAGAGGUGGGUCGCUACCUGCUCUUUAUGGCCUUGUCCACAUCCACAGCCCUGGUGGCCCAAUCCCUAGGGCUGCUUAUAGGGGCUGCAUCCACGUCUCUGCAGGUGGCAACCUUUGUGGGUCCAGUCACAGCCAUACCAGUACUCCUCUUCUCUGGCUUCUUCGUCAAUUUUGACACCAUUCCCAAAUACCUACAGUGGAGCUCUUAUGUUUCCUAUGUCAGGUACGGCUUUGAGGGGGUGAUACUCUCAAUCUAUGGGAUGAACCGGUCGGAGCUGGAGUGUCCGGGCGUAGUGUGUAAGUUCCAAAAGCCAGAGGAGGUCCUGCAGCUGCUGGAUGUGGAGGAUGCAAAGCUCUAUGUGGACUUCAUGGUGCUGGGGGGUUUCUUCGUGGUCUUCAGACUGGCUACUUACCUGGUUCUGCGUUACAAAGUCAAGUCAGAGCGUUAAAAUGUCCAGAGGCUAAUGGAUUUGGACGCUCGCACAUAUCCCAGCAGUGUGAGAUAGUAAACAAACAUAUAGUUUCUCUUUCUUUGUCUCUACCUUACAAACAUGUACAAAGACAUACACAAGUCCAGCACAUAAAAACAUCAUAAAGGUGUGCUGCACCACCAAACUGUACAGUAUAAUAUCAUGUUUUAAACAGUUUGUUUUUAAGAAAAGGGAUCAACCCUAUCUGCCCAUUAUUACCCUUAAGGUCCUUAAUAGUGUUUUUCAGAUCACCAUUACCUUCCAACAACAUUGUGUAUCUGCACUAUACAAUACCAGAAUACCCAACAAAGUAACAAAAAGCAUGUGUCUUUAAACUGAGAAAUUUAGAUUCUUGGUCACUCCAAGAAAGUGCCACAUGAAUCAUGAGCUCAAGCCUCCGAGUUUAUGUUGAGCCAUAGUAACCAUCUUUGUUCGGGAGUGUCCAAUAACUUGUAGCUUCUCAAUUCAAUGCCUACAAAGAUAAUCCAACAUCCAAAUCCACAUCAGCAACCAUCAAGGAACACGAUUUCAAGACGAACACCCUUCAUAUGCCGUCAGAAAAAGUGGAACGUUUCAGUGCCAGAACACUUUUGUGCGGUUUCUCGCUCUCCUGUAGAAACAUCUCAUCAGGUAUCGUAACCAAGACGUUGAACACAAUUGCUUUUCUUUACGGAAUGAGACUUUAACAAACCGACUGCCAGUGGAUGACUUUCCUCGCUUUUCAUCUCCAGUGUGGAUCAUUUUUGCAGGACCUUCUGCCCUACCAUCAACGGUGGUAGAAGCCAGGCCUAUGAUUCCUUACUGGCUCCAUUAUAUAACACGUUUGUCUCAGCCAUUAACCGGGGAAGCGUUCAGAAAACAAGCAUGACUGCUGUUUCCAGCCUGAGGCAGAGGGCUGUUGCACAGAGAGAAUGGUGUUUUAGGUGAGGUGCAACAGCCUAAUCUAUGGUUAAAAAAAAGUCUAAUCUGUGUCGCUCUUUUGAACUGCUUGUUUCCACUCGUUGUAUGACUCUUUAGCUGCCUCCUCCCUGAGUUCCUUCUCUUUCUCUCUGCUUUGCUGAUGUCUGACAGAUGUGUGUUGUUCGAAACAAUGCUAGAUACCUUGAAGCGUUUUUUUUCAGGUUUUGUGCCUCUGAACUAGAAUGAUUUGAGUUUCCGCUGCUUCAUUGUUUGCACAUACACCUUAUGUCAAGAAACAUACACACACACACACACACACACACACACACACACACACACACACACACACACACACACACACACACACACACACACACACACACACACACACACACACACACACACGCGCGCGCGCACACACACACAGCAAUGUUUAGAAGAGCCUCUCCUUGUUGCAGGGCAGUGCGAAUAUUUUCCAAUAGACUUGCUAUGAAAUAUUUCUUACUCAAACUAUGCUACUUAGUAAUCCUUAUUAUAAUGCAUAAAAUAACGUGCGUAUAUAAUCAACGAUUGUACAGUGAAUAUGUCAUGCCGUAAACAAAAUGUACAUUUGCACUUUUCAAUGUAUGUUUAUCCUUUUUUUAUUUAAUUUAAUUUUUUAUAUAUCUAUGUGAUGAGCGCUGCUUGAAAGUAUAACGGGAAAACAGCAACCGAAUGUUGCAUGUUCACAAUAGGAAUGAAAUUUAAGGAAUAUUACAUUUCAGAGUAAAGCGUAACAAUUUCAUUUCCUCAUCCAAAUGUAUGUAUCCUUCCAUGGAGAUGCAAAGCCUCUGCUUUCUGCUGAACAUUUUUAGAAUAUCUGGGAUUGAGUGCGUCACUGGUGCAGAUAAAAAAACAAGAAGAAAGAAUCAGGAGUGAGAUGGCAAUGUAGAAAUGUGCUGGAAGGAAAAAAGAUCACCACAUGUAUCUUUAUGUAGCUAAAGAGAUUGGCGUUCUCUUUAGGGACACACGGGAUCAGAGAGCAGUGAUCGCUGAUCUGCUUCACUGUUCAGCAGGUGGAGUCCUGCAGACAGAAAGCAGCUGGUGGAUGUUUGGAGUCUGUCAUUAAUAGCAAUAGUUAACAUUGUGAUGCUUGUUAUACCUCCCACAGAUGUGGCAUAAGUCAGUUCAUAUGUAUUGAGAGCUUGACUUGACUCCUUUUGUUCCUACCAGUUUUAUUAUGUGCAAUAACCAUCCAAAGGUGUUUUAACUCUAUGAGACCAAUUUCAUGAAGGGAAAAUGUGAUGCUGCAAUAUGUCUCUUUUUUUAUCUUUUCAUUUUAGUUGUGUUUUUGUUGCUUCUGUUCAUUCGCUAAUUUGUUGUUUACUGGAUAACCGUAUUAAUAAUUUAAUUAGAGGGACAGAAACAGAAUAAUAAUAAUAAUAAUAAUAAUAAUAAUUGUUAAACGUACUGUAGAUGGGUGCUGGAUAAAGCCACCAGGCAGAUUUUUCUCUUUUAAUGUCAGAACCCGUCGAUGUAAUUGGUUCUCAAGUUAGUGCAGGAAAAUGUGUAGCAUGAGAGAAGUAUUGCAUAAAGUCACUUUUACUGCCAACACAGCAGAUAUGUGUUUUAUUAUUCAAUUAUAUCAAAAAGCCAUGAGUUGGUAGCAGACCUGCAGGUAUGAAUUUGUAUGGGGGGGAAAAAAGAGAAAAGAAAGUGAUCCAACCCCGGAACAAAGCAGGGAUAAUUAGUAAUGUUUAAGUCAUUAACCAGUCUGGGAACAACUUGGCCUGAGGGCUUUAGGCCUGUGGUACCAAAGAAGAAAACAAAUCAUUCUUCUACUGGUGUAAAAUGUGAAAUGUAGAGGGUGCAGCUCUCAAUGAGACUAUGUUGUCAAAUGUUCUAGUUAUUUUUCUGGCCAAACAAUGAGCUCUGAAAAGUCGCCCGCGAUGUUUGUAGUAAUGCAAAUCCUGCUGGAUUUUCCAUCCUCUUAAAAUGUUCAUGUUUCUUGAGUUUCAUUGUCAUUUCCAGGUCAGAACAGUGAUUAUCACAGACAGAUAUUAUUUGGCUCCAGUGGAGAUAUUAAAAUCACAUGUAAGUAGUAUUCUGGAAGGCACUGUGCGGGAUGCAGCUGAUGAGCACACGUUCAAUUCUUUGUCACUCUCUUUGACACUUUUAUUUAUCAUGUCACUAUUUCACCUGUUUGCCAUAAUAAGCCACCUGACAGUGCAAUCUAACAUGCAUGGUAAAUAAUUAUAUGCAGGCUAUCCCUGCAGAAAGAUUGUCUGAUUGAAAAUUAGUAAUAGAAUGGAAGACUGCUUAACACGGAUUGUUUUUUAAUUUUUUGUUUAAUAUAAUUUGUUUAUCAUUUAUAGAUUACUUUAUGGUUUGUCAACAAAAAAAAAUGCAAGUUCUGUAUACUGAACGCUGUUAAAAGGAUUAUAAUAAAGAUCAUUUAUAACCUUU